ACGGAAGCACAGGGGGGAGGACGAUGUCCCUUGCCUUUACAAACCUAGGCAAUUUUCUUUAUUUUGCUAUUGUUUUGCCCUUUAUCUUGCGCUUCGUCCCCUUCUCCUGCUGUGCAACUCUUCCUGUGUUUCUGGACCAUUCUUUGCUCCUUUUAUUGGUUAGAAACAAAGUUAUAAAUUUUGGUGACAAUACUGUCUUCAUUGACAGAAACCAAAUCAGUUUUCCUGGCAGGUUUGAACCCCCCGUGUGCAGGUUAUCUUUUUUCUGUUUGUCCUAUAAGGGCUCGAUGACACAGGCGCUGGAUUAGGAAGGGAUUCUGCUGUGUAUGUCAAUGGCUUUCACUUACUAUUGUUGUAUUGAUCUUCCUAUUUCGGAUUGACCUAAAGAGAGCACUUCAAUGCCAUAACACUAAUUCUAAAUACAGUUUAAUAACAAAAAAGCAGCUUGUGAGAACGGUCAAAACACCGCACUUUUUAAGGGUGCCAUGCUGGCAACAAUAGAUUUCCAAAACGCGUCAAUUGAUAAUCAGGCCAUGAAGGAUGAGAUGAAGGAAUCCAAUUCAACUUACACAAGGAAUAAAAUGCUUGUACGUAUGGAGUCAGCUGUUAGCAGUGUUACCAGCACCCAAGAAUUAGUUGAGGCUUCAAAGACUACGAAAGCUGGUAAACUCAGGGCAAUGAUAACAAACUGCUCAAGACGAAUGCUAUUGGCAAUAAUAUGCCUGCUCUCUAUUGGGAUUCUAACGUUUGGCACACUAUACGUAUUGGAGUAUCAUAAAGAAAAGGUGAAUCGGCUGAAUGGCACAGGCAUGAAAAGUGAUGCAAGAAAUUGCUACGAGUAUCCUUCUGACGCAGUUUUAGAUCAAAUGCCUGCUGAAGUCAAAGAGUUGCUGCCCACACUGGAAUCUGACAUCACGACAAGGGCCCAGCUGUCUGGAAUAAAGGCUGCAUCUUUUGGAAUUGCAUACAAGGGAAAAUUUUGGUGGAAAUUCAAUUUUGGUCGAUUAAACUUCUCGAAUCCCAAUUCGCCUGCACCCGAUAGCAAUACUCCGUUUCCUGUCGCAAGUAUCUCAAAGAUCGUAACAGCUGUUAUGCUACUGAAGUUACUAGAAAAAGGUGUCAUAAAGAAUAUUGAUGACCCUGUAAGAAUGUACGAUCCGCAAUUCAAUGUGAUAAAUCCGUUUAACAAGGAGCAGAUAACAUUCAGGCAGCUUCAAUGCAUGGCCAGUGGUCUUCGCCGUGAGGCUCCAUGUAAUCCUCCGUUGUCUCACAAUUUUUGUCCAUAUAACACAACUGAGAUGUGGAAGCGUAUUUCACACUUGCCGUUGGAGCUCAGACCAAACCUUACACCCGUGUACAGCAACUUAGGCUAUGCAAUUCUGGGCCGUCUUAUGGAAAGAAUUUUGAAUGGAACAACCUAUGAAGAGUGGGUGCAAAAAGAAAUAUUUGACAAGCUUGAUUUGAAGAAUGCAGGAUUUAACAUAAAAGAUAAGUUCAACGAAAUUCCUGUUUCGUCUGGAAAAGACGGUAAAAUUUCAAGAAUCAUCGAUUGGGGUUGGCUGCGACCGGCUGGUGGACUAUACAUGUCACUUGAUAGUUUGAACAAGUUAACCAGCAUCUUAUUGGAGGGUUUAAACACAACAUUCAUAAACAAGUCUUCGAAACGACGCCUGUUUACGCACAAUUACGAAAGCGAUCUUGGCUGUCCCUUUGCACUUGCGAAGUACAAAAUAGAAGUUACAGAAAAAGAGACGAAAUAUCAAAAAUUCUUCAAGUUUAACGGACUGACUGUAGGAUACUUUGCAGAUAUUCAUGUUUCUCCUGAGAAUACUGUUGCGGUGUAUGCGCUUUUUGCUCACGGAGGAGAGUACAGCGACGCUAUGAAAAUCUCUGGGAUUAUUGGAGGAAAGGUGCUCACCACGGUCUCACAGGUUUUGCAAAGAAGAAAAAGUAAGUACCAAGCACCACAGAAUAUGGAAGCUUAUAAGGGUACAUAUAAGCUGGCAAGUUACUGGCCAAUGAUAUCCAAAAAUGUCGUUAUUCGGGAAAUUGAUGGCAGGUUGAAUCUUCAAGUGGAAUGGUUAAGCACUGAUCUUACGUAUGUCAGCCCUUGGACGUUGAAAUCGGUACCUCCUGGAGAUAGGAGAUAUUGCAAAGAUAGCUAUACAAUCACUGGGCUUAUGAACAAUAUAUUCUACUUUACAGCACCUCCAAAAGGAUCGAAUAAAAGUCCUGGUUUCUAUGUACCUUCUUACAGUUCGUUUGGAUAUGCUUCGUUUUCCAGGGUGUGAUGACGUCAUCGAGACCACUUUUUAAUAUUAAAUGCUGCUCUAGUAAACCUGCAUGGUAUGAGAACAUAAUGUUGAUCAGUAUUAUCAUGUGGUAUCUGAAAGUUUGAUAUGGACGGGAGAAUGAGAAGACAUCAAGGACCAACUCAGUGAGCGUGGCUUUGAAAAGCUGAUGCCUUUAAAUGUAUUGACUUUCGUUUUACCUCGCCACCUGUAACACACUGCCACUGAAUCCAAAGAACGCAGAGUAUGUUACAGACUGAGGGGGCGAAAACUUUUCGAAGGGGGAGCUAAAUAUGCUAAAAACCAAGAGUAGGGUGAAUUUUUGUAUGGCUUUAAGUAUAUUUAGGAACAUUUUGGUGGGCUAGAGCCCCCGUAGACCCCCUUCCAAAUUCCGCGGUCCCUGACUGAAUCAUUCAACAUAGGUAUAGAUAUAGAGCUUCGAGGCUUUUUUUAGAUAAUUGGAUCCAACCAACAUAAGUAGUUUUGCCCACCAACAAGCUAGCCGGAAAAUUUGGGAUUCCCAGGUGUUUGCAGUACCUUUGAAAUGUUUGCGGUAAAAACCAUUUAAUUUCAGCAACAGUUUAAAGCUAAAAUCUCUCGAUCUCAGGAAGAAAAGUCAGAGCAACAAUGAUAAAUUUUGAUUUCACGCUUAUUCACUGUACAAACCAGAGAUUUAUACUUGAAAAAUUUCAACUUUCUUAUAUGUAUUCCAUAUUCUUAUAACUAGAUGUGAAUUUUCAUCAGGAUUUUUCCUUGUUACGUCUACAGAUAACUGUAAUUAUGUUCUGUUGCUUGUUAGUUUUGCAAAUGAAAGGGGCAUUUACUUUUAAGGGGUAGCAAGGCUCCCAAGUUUUCUCGACCAGUUUCCGAAUGAAGAACUGUUUAGGACGUGAAGAUCUCAACCAGACCAUUAGAUCAGCCAUGAUGCCCCUUUGAAAGUUAUAAAAGAGGAAGUAUUUUUUGCAAAAUGACGUAUUCGUUUAUCAUUAUGUAUAUGUUUUCGAAUUUUAUUUUAAUGCCAACGUCUGUUUUGGACACGUUUAUAUUUUAUUGCUGCACAUUCUUCGGAAUAGUAACCUACCAAUGUACAAGAAAAGAAUUUAAACCUA
Molecule: messenger RNA, 3400 nt
Organism: Rhopilema esculentum
Lineage: Eukaryota; Metazoa; Cnidaria; Scyphozoa; Rhizostomeae; Rhizostomatidae
Product: beta-lactamase-like protein 2
Source: RefSeq, a predicted model, not a curated record